AUGCGUUUUCAAUCGCUAGCAGCAGCUAUACUACUCAGCCUAAGCAUCACAAUACACGCCACCCAAACCUUCAAGAACACAGGCACCACCUCAGGCUGGAGCUCCAUCAACCAAGAGCACAAGGGCACAGUGCAACAAGUCACAAAUGUAGUCUACGGAGGUUCCACCGCCCUAAAGAUGACACAGGUCUACGAUUCGAGCUACAGCGGCCGCUACCAUUCGGAAGUUGUCCAUAACGAUAUGUACAAACUCGGCGAUGAAGGCUUCUACGGCUUCACCCUCCGUCUACAAGAGUCCUGGCAGUUCUCACCCGCACAGUCGUACAAUAUCGCACAGUUCAUCGCUGAUUUCGGUGAUACCGGCUGCGACGAUUACAUGCCGUCAAGCAUGGUGUGGCUGAUCGGUGACCAGCUCUUUACGCGAGUGAAGACGGGUAGUGUGUGCGCGCAGAAGACCACUACCUUUAGCAAUUUGGCUACUGUGAGUGCGGGCGUGUGGCAUAAGAUUAUUAUUCAGGCUAAGUGGAGGGCGGACGGGACGGGGUACUAUAAGAUGUGGUUUGAUGGGAAGAAGGUGCUUGAGAAGUACAAUAUCGAUACUACUGUUGAUGAUGGUCGGGCUUUCCAGUUCAGGGUUGGGCUUUAUGCGAAUGGCUGGUAUGAUGAUGGUGGUAUGAAGGGAUCUCAGGGGACUCGCCAGGUGUGGUACGAUGAGAUUGUGGCUGGCACUACCUUUGCCGAUGCGGAUCCCGAUCAGCAGUAG
Molecule: messenger RNA, 762 nt
Organism: Aspergillus oryzae RIB40
Lineage: Eukaryota; Fungi; Ascomycota; Eurotiomycetes; Eurotiales; Aspergillaceae
Product: polysaccharide lyase
Exons: 1
Coding region: 1-762 (253 amino acids)
Source: RefSeq, a predicted model, not a curated record